Pseudozyma flocculosa PF-1 is the source of this 423-nucleotide messenger RNA. RefSeq lists its product as uncharacterized. The transcript has 2 exons. The record is from RefSeq and is a predicted model, not a curated record. NCBI's taxonomy places the organism in Eukaryota, Fungi, Basidiomycota, Ustilaginomycetes, Ustilaginales, Ustilaginaceae. Bases 1 to 423 code for a protein of 140 amino acids.
AUGGUCAAGACGCACAGCUACACGAACCGCUUCACCGUCAACGAGAGCAGGGACAAGGUCGUGGCGCUCCUCCACGACCCGCAACGCUUCCUCCGCCUGCCAAACGACCGGGUCGAGCUCGAGAACAAGGGCGACGUCUGGAUCGUCACCGAAAACAUCCCCGCCCUGUCGAUGCAGUCGACGACGAGCGUGACUUUGACGCCGACGGCCGACGGCCUCCACGUCGUGCGGCGCACGCAGGGGGUGCAGCUCACCUUUACCUCGGUGUGGACCGUGUGCGAGCACGACGAGGCCGACAGCUGUGAGCUCGUCGAAGAGGUCCAGGUCGAGGCGUCCUGGAUGGUCAUGCCCAUCGUCAAGACGCGCCUCGCCGCCAGCCAGAGCGAGAUGGAAAAGAACCUCCGCUGCGCCAUCGCCGGUUAG